AUGUCAAAAAUCGUUCCAAUUGAAGUUAAAUGUUUAGAUGUAGGAAAAAGAGUUAAAAUGUCAAAAAAAAAAUAUGUUUGGACAUUUUCAAUUGAUGAUUAAAAUCAUAUAUUAGAAGUAUUUGUAUCUUUUGCAAGUGGUAAGCGUAAAAUUCUCCACAACAAAAAAUUAAUAUAUGAUAAAAAACAUAAUCUUAAUGGAAAUGAUAGAAGAUCAGAAAACAAAUCUAAUUUGGAUAUAAAAGAUGUAAAAAAUCCUUAUGCAUAAACUUAAGACAAUAACUAAUAGUAUCAAGUUGAUUUUUUCGAUGAAUUCUGA
Molecule: messenger RNA, 318 nt
Organism: Ichthyophthirius multifiliis
Lineage: Eukaryota; Ciliophora; Oligohymenophorea; Hymenostomatida
Exons: 5
Source: RefSeq, a predicted model, not a curated record